Molecule: messenger RNA, 3090 nt
Organism: Linum tenue
Lineage: Eukaryota; Viridiplantae; Streptophyta; Magnoliopsida; Malpighiales; Linaceae
Source: the annotation of a GenBank genome assembly
AUGAGAGAUGCUCUCGCCUCUCUCCUCGAAAGCUUGCGAUGGCUGGGUGGAUUGGUUCUGACGUUCUUUUCUUCCCUCUUCCUCUUCAGCUGGAAGAAUCAAAGGGGCGGCUGCAUCUGGCUGACUCAAGUACUGCUCGUGGAUUCUGUUCGUGGGCAUGGAAAGACUCGCCAGGUGCGCCGCCGAUGUGGUCGACAACCAAUGGUACCUAUCAGCCUCUAUGGGGUGGGGCGCUGCCCUGCUCGUUUGAAGCGCAAACGCAGCCGACCUUGGCACGAGGAUCGCGGUCCCUCUCACGUUCACGUUGGGUUUCAUGUAAAUCCCAACCCUGCGAAGAAAAGCAGGCAUGUUUGGCUUAGGGAGUGGAGAUUUCGGCUUCCUUCCUCGGUAGACCUGGUAGGCGAGAUCUCGCUAUUAUCCACGGCUGAAUGGUGUUCAAAUAUUCCCGCAUCGAAGGACCUGGUAGGCGUGAACUCGCUGUUAGCUAUGGUCAGGGAACCUCUUAUUGAUAUAAACAACAAUGGGAAACGCAGGGACGUUCAGGUUGGGGAAGGUGGUCGUGAUUUUGCUGCAGAGGCGGCGGAAAUUCGUACGCUUCGUAUUACUCAACCAUUCUCUUCUCCGACGAGGCCAGCCGGCGAGUUGGCUGGGACUCCGAUCGGUAAGGGAAAGAGGGGCGUAUCUCCCCAACCCAGAAUUAUUGGGAUUUGCCGUGAUUGGGCGAACCAGCUCGGUUUGGAUUUCCCUCGUAUCUCGGAGAUAUUGGAUUGGGGCCGAUAUAUCAGCUCCCAACGAGAUUAUCCAAGCCGUGCUGCAUCGUUUCUUUACAUUCCUAAUCCUAGUCAAACUCCAACUCCUAACUGUACCGUGACUCUACGUAGCGGCUUACAGUGGGACUUGGGGGAUCUAUUUAUAAUCCUUUCACAAACGCCGAUUUCCUCAAGCUAUCGGCUUUGUGGACGACCUGCUACCAUUGAAGCUCCUGUUCUCUGGCCCUCGUUGAGAACCUGCUCAGGUAAUUGGUUGCCCCCUAAUGAAAGUUCUUUUAUUCCUUCUUGCCUCGCUUUGUCGAGAAUUUAUUCAUCUUGGCGAUACCCCGAUCCCGAUGUGUUGGUGAGUGCGACGUCAGGGGGUGUAUCUUUGGCAGCUAACCCGAUUCGCCUCUCUUGUUGUCAGGAGUUGCAAAUAAUGGCCCACGUUUCGGAUGAUCAAGUGGUUCAAUUCUCCCUCGAGGAGGUGCAAUCUACCCGUUUUCGUGCUUCUCGUACCCUUCUGGGGCGGCUUUUCACCAACGAUCACGUCACUACUAUGGAGCUCCGCGGAGGAUUGCUGGAUGCCUGGAAGAUACGCGGCCAACUCAAGGUGAUGAAGACGAAACAGGGGCUCUUUGAGAUCAUAAUGCCGAAUGAGGAAGCCAAGCAAUGGGCUCUUUCCAUAAAUCCGUGGAUCAUCAAGGAUCAAUUGCUGACUCUCCGCCAAUGGUCCCCUGUUAUCUCGAAAGGAGUAUUCGAGGAGAUGGCGAGAGCUCCCUUUCGUGUCCAGCUGUGGGGUGUUCAGGAGGACCUUUGUACCAAGCUGUUUGGGCAGAAGUUAAUUGCCGCAACCAUGGGCAAAGUUCUGGAUUCAGGGAUCUUUGCUUGCAAAGAUUCUGGUGAGCGGUUUAUCAAAGUUAACACAAUUAUUGAUUUCUCAAAGCCCCUUCGAUCGCAAUUAAUGGUGGUCUGUGAGGAGGUGGAUAGCUUUUGGGUGAGCCUCAAGUACGAAUUCUUGCCGAAUUUUUGCUUCCGCUGUGGUCGAGUUGGCCAUGCUCGCCGCGAUUGUAGCUAUGAUCCACCUAAUGGAAAAGAGCGGUUCGGACCGCAUAUGAUCACCAAGCAAGUGGGACGAAAGAUCUAUGAUGAGGAAGGAGCCGAUCCCCUUCCAGGGGGUCCCAGAAGGUCGGUGUGGGUCAACCGCCAGCACCAUAAUAAUAUAAAGGCGGAUCGAGGGGAGGUGGGCCCUGGGAUGAAGAAUGUGCCGCAGGCCGAGCCCUCGAGUGCUGCUGCAGGGGAGGCUCCAUUGGCGGCGAAGUUGACUGUGAACAAAGGGAAGAGUAAGGAACGAUCGCCGACCCGGCGUGGCAGUCCGGGGAGGGUGAUCCUUCACCGUCACCCCAAAGUCCGCAUUGGGAAGACUCGGCCGAAGUUGACACGUGCUAAGGAAGAUGGCCCGCAACUUGAUCCCUCCACCCACCCGAGGCACGCCAGCCCGCAGACCAACCCUCCAGCUUGUAUGGAAGCGGAAGCCGGCUCAGAGGAGGAUCAGUUCGUCAGGAUCCAGGCUGAAACGCGGCGCCGUCGGCUCCUUUUGGAUGCUGAUUCUGAUGAUGAUAUGCUCGAUGUACCGGGGGUGCAGGCUGGGGACGAGAUGUUGCGAGCGGAAAACCCUAGUCCGCCGAUGGAAGCUGAUAAUGCCCAGGGGAAGGGGAAACCUCGUCACACUAAUAACCCUCGGGGCAAAGUGGAUGGGAGCGAGGUCCCUCACAGGAAGGUCAAGGCGGCUUCAGGAUUAAAGAAGGAGAAGCCCUCGGUGGAAAUGGAUGAUGUUGGUCUUCCAGUGGGAGUUGGGGAUGUACCGCGCAAGAACAGGAAACCCCGCCGAUCGAAAUCCCAGCCCCUAGCAAACGAGGGGGCGGGUGUUGUGCCACGCUCCAUAUCGGUGGCUGUGGGUAUUGAGGAUAAGGGGGCUGUGCCACGUCCCCAGGCGGCGACUGUGAUAGGAGAAGUGAAGCCCAGAGUGGGGGUUGCUCGUGGCGGUCGGAAACUGAGGAAGGCUCACGGUGAUGUCGCGGGCUCUAGCCUUGGCACUGGAGAUUCCUCGCAGGCAGUGAAGGAAGGGAUGGGAAGGGAUAGUGAUGUGCUGGGGGAUGUGGGGCACCCUUGCCACCUUGGCACUCGAGAUUCCUCGCAGGCAGUGAAGGAAGGGAUGGGAAGGGAUAGUGAUGUGCUGGGGGAGGUGGGGCACCCUUGCCACCUUCCCGCCGGUGGCAUUAGGAGUUCUCCCCUCUUGGCGGACGUUUUCUUGCUGUCAACUUCGCCACAAGAUGAAUAG